UGCAACGUCUACAAUAUCAGCUCCUUCAAACAAAAUUGGAAAACCUAAAAAGCAACCUCGCCGCAACCCUUGCCGUAGCCCGAUCUCUGUUGCCGCAACCCUAGCCGUAGCCCGAUUUCUGUUGCCGCAACCUCGCCGGAGCACGAUUUCGCAAACCCUAGCACCGUCGUCUUCUUCAUCUUCACACUUCAACUCAGGAACUUUUGGGAAGACACGUUCACUAACCUUUGCAUCAAAUUUGGUUGAAGUUGUUCAUACUGGUGCGGCGUUGCAUUGCUGGUCAUCUCCCUCCAAUAUCGGGCGCAUUCUUACUGUUGUUGGGCGCAUUCUUACUGCCUAUUUGGUGCAGUGGCUAUUUGUGAGACACUGAGAAAGCUAAAGAAGUUGAUAAUGUAGAGACUAGUGCAAAUAAUAUGAUUUUGAAGAAUUAAUGUGUUUGAAUAAGAAUCACACACAUAUGGGUUGUAUUUCAUCUUAAUUGGAUCUAGAACCCUUAUUAAUGGAUUCUAAUUGCAUCCAAUGUAGCUAGAUACAUAAUUUGGUACUCUAGUUCCUUCUAUCCUUAUCUACCGGCCUGCACUCAGUAUAAUGUAAAACAUCAGCUGUCGGUAGUCCUAACCGGAAUGACCUGAAUUCAAGAUUAAGUAAGCAUACAAGUUUGGUCACAAGUUUUGAGAGUAUCUCCAUAACAAAAUCAAUCUAGACAGAACAUUGAAAUUAGAAGUAUAAGUUUGGUCACAAGUUUUAUAAUUUUUUGUAUGUUGCUGCCUACAUCUGUUUGUGCAUUUAAGAUUUUGUUUCUAUACUGUAAAUGAAGUAUGAUAGUUAUUUGUAUAGAUGCUUUAAUAUUAAGUGAUCUUGUUUCACAACAUGUUUAAACAUAGACUAACUAUUCUAGAAAAUCUCAUAAUGUAUUGAGAAUGGGAUAUAUAUGUUGGUUGUAACUUAUAUAGGAGCUGCAAUGGAAAUGGAAAUUCCUCGACAUCGAACAUGGAUGUAUAAUAGGCUUCUCCCUGGUCGGAGCGGACAUACAUAUGAAUUUUUAAAAGGAGUUGAAGAGUUUAUAACCUUUGCUUGUCAACAAAGAGAGUAUUUGAAGGAUGGUGUAAUAAGAUGUCCAUGUAAGAAAUGCAAAAAUGAGGACCACCUCACCCCGGAUGAAGCAAACAUUCAUAUUCACAAACAUGGGUUUACACCGGAAUAUUGGAAUUGGACAUGCCAUGGAGAGAUAAUCCCUCACAUCAAUGAUAGCAACAAUGAUGAUAUAGAUAUGGUUGCACCUUGUAGUAGUAGUAGUCAACAGUGGAGUUAUGAACAUGUUCAUAGAUACCAAGACAUGGUGUUUGAUGCUGCCGGUUUUAAUCGCGAGCAACAUUUUGCACAACAUGAAGAGGAACCUCCAAACAUGGAAGCAAAAAAAUUUUAUGACAUGUUGAAUUCAACUCAGCAACCAUUGUGGUCGGGAUGUAAAAACACAACAGAGUUAUCUGCUUCUAUUAAGAUGUUGAAUUUAAAAUCUAAACACAACAUGUCACAAGCAUGUUUCGAUGAUAUGGUGAAGUUUAUGAAGGAAUCAAGCCACCCAGAGAAUGUAAUUCCCUCUAACUUUAGGGAAACUAAAAAACUUGUGGCUAGACUUGGUUUAUCAAGGAUAAAGAUAGAUUGUUGCAUUGGUGGGUGUAUGUUGUAUUACAAAGAGGACAUAAAUUUGAAGGAGUGCAAGUUUUGCAAUGAGCCUCGAUACAAAACAUGUAUUUUGCGUAAGCGUAAGCGAAACUCUAAAGAUGUUCCUCGCAAGAGAUUGCAUUACUUGCCUUUAAUCCCCCGCCUUCAAAGAUUGUAUGCUUCGGAAAGAUCUGCAAAGCAUAUGAGGUGGCACUAUGAAAAUCGUAGGGAAGAAGGUGUGUUAUGUCAUCCUUCAGAUGGGGAAGCUUGGAAACAUUUUGACCAAGUAUAUCCUGCAUUUGCUUCUGAACCUCGAAACGUUAGACUUGGUCUAUGUGCUGAUGGCUUCACCCCUUUUAGCCAAUCUGCAAAACCAUAUUCUUGUUGGCCAGUAAUUGUCACACCAUAUAACCUACCUCCUGAGCUAUGCAUGAUGAUGCCUUAUAUGUACUUGACCUUGAUCAUUCCAGGUCCAGACAAUCCAAAAGGUAAAAUUGAUGUGUAUUUGCAACCGUUGAUAGAUGAAUUGCAACAAUUGUGGAAUGAUGGUGUAGUAACAUAUGAUUCAUCAAAGAGGCAAAAUUUUCGAUUGAGAGCUGCACUAAUAUGGACAAUAAAUGAUUUUCCUGCCUAUGGGAUGUUGUCAGGGUGGAGUACUUCAGGAAUAUUUGCUUGUCCAGUAUGCAAGGGAAGUUUAAAAGCUUUCUCAUUGAAAAAAGGAAGAAAGAGAUCUUGGUUUGAUUGCCACCGUCGAUUUUUACCUCAUGAUCACGCUUUUAGAAGAAAUAAGGUUGCGUUUUACAAAAAUAGAAUUGAGACAAGGGAGCCUCCUCCAAGGUUAAGUGGCGAACAAGUGUGGAAAAAGGUUUCCGGGCUUCCUAAGGUAACUAACACACGAAAAUGCAUUGUUGAUGGCCGUGGAAUUUCACACAAUUGGACCAAAAGAAGCAUAUUUUGGGAUUUGCCUUAUUGGAGACACAACUUAUUGAGGCACAAUCUUGAUGUCAUGCAUAUAGAGAAAAAUGUAUUUGAAAAUGUUUUUCAUACUGUUAUGAACAACAAAGAGAAAACUAAGGACAACGAAAACGCAAGGUUGGACUUGGAAAAGUAUUGUCAUAGAAAAGAGUUGUUGUUGAAAAAAAAGCCUAAUGGGAACUAUAUGAAACCCAAAGCCAAAUAUUGUUUGACGAAUGAACAGAAAAUUGAUGUGUGCGAAUGGGUGAAAGGAUUGAAGAUGCCUGACGGUUAUGCUUCCAAUUUGGGUAGAUGUGUAGAUUCAAAGCAAAAAAAGCUCUUUGGUAUGAAAAGCCAUGAUUGCCAUAUUUUUAUGGAAUGUCUACUUCCAAUAGCAUUUAGUGCUCUCCCCGAACCAAUAUGGAAGACCUUAACUGAGCUUAGUCAAUUUUUUAGAGACUUGUGUUCAACCGUGUUAUGAGAAGAUCAUUUAUUACAAAUGGAAAAAAACAUUCCUUUGAUAUUAUGUAAGAUGGAGCGUAUAUUUCCACCUGCAUUGUUUGACUCUAUGGAGCACUUGCCAAUUCAUUUGGCUGAUGAAGCUAAGAUGGGCGAACCGGUUCAAUAUCGUUGGAUGUAUCCGUUUGAAAGAUUUUUAAACAAAAUUAAAAAAACAGUCAAAAACAAAAGAAACGUGGAAGGGUGUAUUUGUGAAGCAUAUUUGGUGCAAGAGACAUCCUAUUUCAGUUCCCAUUAUUUUCUAUCUCAUGAGGAAAACAAGGGGAUUC
Molecule: messenger RNA, 3407 nt
Organism: Vicia villosa (hairy vetch)
Lineage: Eukaryota; Viridiplantae; Streptophyta; Magnoliopsida; Fabales; Fabaceae
Exons: 4
Coding region: 932-3100 (722 amino acids)
Source: RefSeq, a predicted model, not a curated record